CUCCUUGCUUCUGCCACACUGGAAGCCUACAACCAUGCUGGGGGCUGUGUGUAUCACCGUCCUGCUGGGCUACGCCUACGGACGCGGGCAGCCGGCAGUGCAACCGGUGUUAGGCUCUCGCGUGGUGGGCGGUGAGGAAGCCACUCCUCACAGCUGGCCGUGGCAGGUCUCACUGCAGUACAAAUACUCUGGUGGCUGGAGCCACACCUGUGGAGGAACCCUCAUUUCUUCCAGCUGGGUGCUGACAGCUGCACAUUGUUACAGCAAGAGCCUGAUGUACCGCGUGGCGCUGGGAAAGCACAACCUGACAAAGGUAGAAGACGGCGAGGUGAUGGCUGAGGUGGAGGACUUCAUUGUGCACGAGGAAUAUGACUCCAUCAGCAUCACAUGGUUCUCUAUGGGGUUUGGUUGGCGAUCCUCUACAAGUUUUGGUUGGUGGCUCUCUAAAGGGUUUGGUUGGCUGUGUUAUAUGGGGUUUUGUCAUUGCAGCAACGACAUUGCAUUGAUCAAGUUGUCAGAGCCAGUGGAGGAGAGUGACACCAUCCAGGCUGCCAGCCUGCCACCCAGCGGGCUGGAGCUGGAGAACGGCUACCCCUGCGUGGUCACUGGCUGGGGAACCCUCUGGACUAACGGGCCGCUGGCGGAGGUCUUAAUGCAGGCCGUGCUGCCAGUCGUGGACUACGCAACGUGCUCACAGAGAACCUGGUGGGGCAGCCUGGUGACGACUUCCAUGUUGUGUGCUGGUGGUGACGGCCAGGUCGGGGCAUGCAACGGGGAUUCGGGUGGCCCUCUGAACUGCCAACGGAACGACGUGUGGGAGGUGCACGGCAUCGUCAGCUUCGGAUCCUCCUGGGGCUGCGCCUACCCCAAGAAACCAACAGUCUUCACAAGGGUGUCCGCCUACAUCGACUGGAUCAACGAGGUGAGAGCAGAGCUCUUGGUGCGUGUUCUCUCCGUCCUUCUCCACGUGAAGGCCUGACCACGGUCUCAUCCUUUUGUCUUUGGCAGAAAAUCAGUGAGAACUGAGGAUGCGCAGAGCAGAUCACGUAUGGUGGUGUGCAAUAAAGGGAAACA
This is a messenger RNA of Lagopus muta (rock ptarmigan), 1074 nucleotides long. RefSeq names its product chymotrypsin-C-like. The coding region runs from base 35 to 979 and encodes 314 amino acids. Gene Ontology annotation, molecular function: serine-type endopeptidase activity. The transcript has 7 exons. The record is from RefSeq and is a predicted model, not a curated record. Gene Ontology annotation, biological process: proteolysis. NCBI's taxonomy places the organism in Eukaryota, Metazoa, Chordata, Aves, Galliformes, Phasianidae.